AUGUUAUUAAAAUAUCGGCAGCUGAUAGUCCCACAACAGACCUUCUUCCGCUCUCUCUAUAACUCUAAUUUUAAGGAAUAUGCAACUGCUGAGUUCCUGAACUCUGCAUCUGCUAAGUUCGUCAAUCCGAGAAGCCAUUUGGUCGCAUCAGACAAGGUCUCCCAGACUUUCGAUGCCGAGAUAUUGGCAGGUUUGGACGACCGGAAGGUGCUGUCUCUGUUUACGCUUGGGUUCUUCGGUGGAUUUGUACUCAGCAUCGAGAGGCUGUUUCUGAAAGCUGGCGCUUGGAGAUUGCUUCCUGUGGGUUUUACAAGUGUGUCUACCAUUACCCUCUGA
This is a messenger RNA of Penicillium angulare, 336 nucleotides long. RefSeq lists its product as uncharacterized. The coding region runs from base 1 to 336 and encodes 111 amino acids. The record is from RefSeq and is a predicted model, not a curated record. Lineage: Eukaryota; Fungi; Ascomycota; Eurotiomycetes; Eurotiales; Aspergillaceae. The transcript has a single exon.